Messenger RNA from Cyphellophora europaea CBS 101466, 1419 nucleotides. RefSeq lists its product as uncharacterized. The coding region runs from base 1 to 1419 and encodes 472 amino acids. Lineage: Eukaryota; Fungi; Ascomycota; Eurotiomycetes; Chaetothyriales; Cyphellophoraceae. Gene Ontology annotation, biological process: protein targeting to membrane; peptidyl-L-cysteine S-palmitoylation. The record is from RefSeq and is a predicted model, not a curated record. Gene Ontology annotation, molecular function: protein-cysteine S-palmitoyltransferase activity. The transcript has a single exon. Gene Ontology annotation, cellular component: Golgi apparatus; endoplasmic reticulum.
AUGCCGGCGAGCGCCGCUGCCAACCGCAGAGCCAACGUAUGGACAGCGCGUAUCAUCCCAGUGAUACUCCUUGCAAUCAUCGGAUAUGCAUCUUGGGUCGUCACCAAGGUCGAAUGCCUCGACUAUCUCCUCAAUCCCAGUCCAUCCUUAGCACUACCACGUCAAACGGCUCCCGCCAUCGCUAUUCUUACGUUGUUCUACAUUCUCCUGCUCAUCCUUCUAAUAUGCUAUGGCCGCCUAAUCCACACGGUCCUAACGAACCCCGGUGUAGUCCCUCGUGGGCCGCAGUGGUAUAUCGAAAAUCAGCGCAAGACAAAAUCCAAUAAUGCAAAUGGUGGCUCUGAGAAGGAAGACAGCCUCGACGCGGACUCAUCAGAGGGCUAUUCUGCUAAAGGGACAUACGCUGAUGCUGAGAGCUACCGCGUUCAAGAUUUCUGGACCAAGGACGUAUUCGUAUGCCAGCACGAUGGCCGACCGCGGUUUUGCAGUGCCUGCUACAACUUCAAACUCGAUCGUGUGCACCACUGCAGCGAGCUCAAUCGUUGCGUAUACAAGAUGGACCACUUCUGCCCCUGGGUGUCUGGCAUUGUGUCAGAAACGUCUUUCAAGUACUUCAUCCAGUUCACCUUCUGGACUGCGGUCUUCUGCUUGUUCAAUUUGGUCCACGUUGCGUAUUUCCUGGCCCAGCGCCAAAGGCAUACCUCCACAUUCGACGUACAUUGGAUCCUUGCAAUCGCCUUCUCGGCGCUGUUCCUACUCUUUGGCUUAGGCAUGUGCGUAUCGAGUCUGCAAUUUGCUUUCCAAAACACCACGACUAUCGAAAAUAUCGACCGGAGAAGUCACGUAUACUAUCUCGCCGUCUACGUAUCCGAGCAGACUUGGACACGACUCGACCAAGCACACCGCGACAACAAUCGAUGGAUAACUUAUCCUCGGCCUCCACAGGAGCAAUUACAGCUUCUCCAGAAUGCUGGCGCUGACUAUCCGGAAGCCACAGUGGAGAUACCGCCUCCUGCUCAGUCCAUCGCGCCAUCCUUGACAACGCAUGCCCCAGCAUCCGUACGAGAGGCGUCUACACAACCGGUCCCGCCUGAGAACAGGAUGUUUGCUAUCUUGGAGACUGAGCCGGGAGAUAAUCCUUUCGACCUCGGUCCUUUCGAAAAUUUCAAAGAGGUCAUGGGAGAGCGCGUUAUUGAUUGGUUCCUUCCACUGCGCAUGUCACCUUGCGCUCGACAUGCUUCUCCUUACAGCAUAUACAAUAUGGGCCGCGUGGUUUACAAGUUGAAAAAGAGGGCAGGUCUCCUGGAAGAGGAUGACCGCAGCCGGUACAACAAGAGUCGGCGGAAGAAAAGUCGACGCAGAGCGAGUCAUUCCACGGGUGAAAGGCGACCCGCUAGCAGCAGAGUGUCUGCAGCAUGA